AUGGUAUUUUCCAAUGAUCGAUAUUCACAGGGAAACAAAGCCCAUAAAUCUCUUCAAUUUAUAUUUCAGGAAAAUGUCGUGAUCCGUGAGAUGGAAGAAGAAUUAGUCAAACUGAAACAUCAAGCGCAGUUAUUUGAAGUUGUUCUAUCCGAAUAUCGUCAAUUGUCAAGUUGUCGUCGUGAACUUCGACUACUAAAAAGUGUCUGGGACUGGGUAGUUCUCAUUCGUUCAACCAUCUCUGGGUGGUACAAUACGCCUUGGCGUCGUAUUAGUGUCGAUGAGAUGGAAUUCACUCUAAAACAGUUCUCAGUCAAAGAUUUGAGACGUUUAGAUAAGAUAGCCCGAUCGUGGCCUGUCUUUCUCGGUAUUGAGGGUGAAGUUCGCAAUAUGAUGACUUCGUUAAGAGCUGUAACUGAACUUCAAAAUCCCGCAAUUCGUGGACGACAUUGGUCGCAGUUAAUGGCAACUACGGGUGUUCGUUUUGAGAUGAACGAAACCACUGUCCUUUAUGAUCUUUUGAGCUUGAACCUCCACAAUUACGAAGAGCAAGUCCAUACUUUGGUUGAUAAAGCGAUUAAAGAAGCCUCGAUGGAGAAAAUCUUAAAAGAACUUGAUCAGACUUGGGGACAGUUGUCUUUUGAGGUGAAAGAACAUUCUAGAAGAGAUCUAAAACUCUUCAUCGUCAGUCAGGAAGCGGUUGAAGUACUGGAAGAGAACCAAGUCCAACUUCAGAAUAUGACUACCUCCAAACAUAUUGAUUUCUUCCGCGAUCAGAUUACUGAGUGGCAAAAGAAACUUACAACUGCUGACUACAUUAUUGGCUUGUGGUCAGAAAUUCAAGAAACUUGGUCUUACCUUGAAGCUAUAUUCCUCAGCUCGGAGGAUAUACGAGAGCAGCUACCAGAAGAUUCAAAAAGAUUUGACAAGAUUGAUGGAGAAUUUAGAAAAAUAGUCGAAGAUUUUGAGAGGAAGGGGACGAAUAUCAUAAUAGCCACUCAUAUUAUUGGCUUGGCAGAACGACUUGAAAGGUUGAAAGAUGAUUUGGCUUUAUGUGAAAAGGCUCUAGCUGAUUACCUGGAUACCAAACGUCUCGUAUUUCCACGCUUCUACUUCAUUUCACCGACAGAUCUCCUUGAUAUUCUGGCUAACGGAACCGAGCCUAUUAAAGUCAUGCCACAUUUGCCCAAAUUGUUUGACAGCAUUGCUGGUCUGGAUCUGAAGCCAAAUUCAAAGACUGCCAUAACUAUGAAAGCAAAAGACGGGGAGUUAGUUAAGCUCUCGAAAGAAUGUUCCCUUGAGGGGAAAGUCGAAGUUUGGCUUAAUAGAGUUCUGGAUGAAAUGCGAGCAACUCUACUCUACAAUCUACAUCAGUGUGUGUCCAAUUUUGAGGAAAAACCUCGAGAUCAAUGGAUUUUUGAUUAUCCCGCUCAGAUUUCGUUGGCAGGCUGUCAGAUAGGCUGGGCAGCAGAGGUCAAUUUGAACUUCGCUCAGCUAGAAGAAGGAUAUGUGAAUGCCCUGAAGUUCUUUAAUAAGAAGCAAAUCACCCAGCUUAACGCUCUGAUAACCCUACUAACAGGAGAGUUGAGUUCUCAAGAGCGUCAAAAAGUGAUGACCAUAUGUACAAUUGAUGUCCACAAUCGAGAUGUGGUUGGCAGACUGAUUUCAGAGAAAGCAACCGAAAGGGGUGCUUUCUCGUGGCUCAGUCAAUUGAGACAUCGAUGGGAUGACACCCUGGGUGAUUGCUUUGCCAAUAUUUGUGACGCGGAGUUCCGCUAUGCAUAUGAGUAUUUGGGAAAUACGCCCAGGCUGGUUAUCACUCCUCUUACUGAUAGAUGCUAUAUCACCCUCACUCAGUCUCUGCAUCUCACAAUGUCUGGGGCACCCGCUGGUCCAGCUGGUACUGGCAAAACUGAAACAACAAAGGAUCUGGGUAGAGCGCUAGGAAUAAUGGUAUACGUCUUCAACUGUUCAGAGCAAAUGGAUUACAAAUCCGUUGGAAAUAUCUAUAAAGGUCUGGCCCAAUCUGGUGCUUGGGGCUGCUUUGACGAAUUCAAUCGCAUUUCCGUUGAUGUGCUCUCCGUAGUAGCCGUCCAAGUAAAGAGCAUUCAAGACGCUAUCAAAGACAAAUGCAAGAAAUUCAACUUUCUCGGAGAGGAGAUCACUCUCAACCCAGACGUGGGCAUUUUCAUCACUAUGAAUCCUGGCUACGCAGGUCGUACAGAGCUGCCGGAGAAUCUAAAAGCUCUCUUUCGUCCUUGUGCCAUGGUUGUACCGGAUUUUGAGCUCAUUUGCGAGAUCAUGCUUGUUGCAGAAGGAUUUACUGAAGCUCGACUCUUAGCUCGCAAAUUUAUAACCCUUUAUAGUCUAACUAAGGAGCUACUUUCUAAACAGGAUCAUUAUGACUGGGGUCUACGAGCUAUCAAAUCAGUUCUAGUGGUUGCAGGUUCCCUCAAAAGAAGUGAUCCAACGCGUCCAGAGAAAGAGGUUCUUAUGCGAGCUCUUCGCGAUUUCAAUAUUCCGAAAAUUGUAACCGAUGAUGUACCUGUUUUCAUGGGUCUUAUAACCGAUCUCUUUCCUGCCAUGGAUGUUCCUAGAAGGAGAGACCUAGUAUUCGAAGAGCAAGUACGAAAGGCUGCCAUAGAUUUGAAGCUUCAACCAGAGGACAAUUUCAUUCUUAAAGCAGUUCAGCUACAAGAGUUAUUUGCUGUUCGACAUUCGGUAUUCAUUAUGGGCAAUGCUGGUACUGGCAAAUCUAUGGUUUGGAGAGUUCUAUUUAGAACCAAUCAAAAUAUGAAAAAGAAGCCUGUGGUAGUCGAUUUAGAUCCAAAAGCAGUAACAAAUGAUGAACUCUUUGGUAUUAUUAAUCCAGCGACAAGAGAAUGGAAGGAUGGCUUGUUUUCUGUGGUGAUGAGAGAUUUAUCCAAACUGACACACGAUGGACCAAAGUGGAUAAUAUUAGAUGGUGAUAUCGAUCCUAUGUGGAUUGAAUCGCUGAAUACUGUGAUGGACGAUAACAAGGUCCUUACUCUCGCAAGUAAUGAGCGAAUUCCUCUCACGUCAACAAUGCGUUUGGUAUUUGAAAUCAGUCAUCUGAAAACCGCUACACCUGCAACCGUUUCAAGAGCUGGAAUACUUUACGAUCUUGGCUGGGGACCAUAUAUUUAUUCAUGGUUGGCUGCUCGUGAUAAUCGUUCUGAACAAGCAAAUUUGAGUAUCCUCUUCGAAACUUAUGUACCAGUCUGUCUAGAAGCUCUGCGAACAAGAUUCAAAUUGGCAGUCCCUCUGGUUGAAUUGGGUCAUGUACAGACAUUGUGCCACCUACUUGAAGUUCACUUGACCCCUAUUAACACUCCUCCAGAUACUCCCAAGGAAGUCGUUGAAACAUUCUUUGUCUUUUGUGCCAUUUGGGCCUUUGGAGGCGCUUUAGUACAGGACCAGAUUAUCGAUUAUCGAACAGAGUUCUCUAAAUGGUGGUUGGAAGAAUUCAAGGCUGUGAAAUUUCCUACGUCAACAUAUGGUGGUAGUGUUUUUGAUUUCUAUAUUGACCCUGUGAGUAAGAAGUUUGAACCUUGGAGUAAGAAAGUAGAACAAUUUAUCUUGGAUACGAAUGAACCACUUCAGACAGCACUAGUGUCUACUCCUGAAACUGCUCGUAUUCGAUACUUCCUUGACCUUCUAAUUGCCGCUCGUUAUCCGGUAAUGUUAGUGGGAGCAGCUGGGACUGGAAAGAGUGUUUUAAUUCAAGAUCUACUUCGAAAUCUUGGAGAGGAUUUUGUAGUAGUUAAUGUGCCUUUGAACUACUAUACAACUAGUGAAAUGCUUCAACGUGUGUUAGAGAAACAGUUGGAGAAGAAAACCGGUCGAUCAUAUGGACCACCAGGAAAUAAACGUCUAGUCUACUUUAUCGAUGACCUCAAUAUGCCUGAGGUUGAUGCCUACUUUACAGUUCAACCUCACACUCUGAUCCGACAACAUAUCGAUCACUCUCACUGGUAUGAUCGGACGAAGUUAACUCUGAAAGAGAUUACGGAUGCUCAAUAUGUGACUUGCAUGAAUCCAACCGCAGGAAGCUUCACGAUCGACUCCCGAUUACAGAGACACUUUGCCAUUUUCAACUUAAGUUUUCCAGGUCGAGAAGCUGUUCACUCGAUCUAUUAUUCCAUUUUAUCACAACAUCUUGAAUUGCCGGCUGCUGGUUUUCCUUCUGCUGUCCAACGCCUGGCAUCAAGCAUUACUGAUUUAGCUAUUGAUUUCCAUUCGAAAGUGACGUCCACCUUUCUACCUACUGCUGUGAAGUUCCACUACGUUUUCAAUCUUCGAGAUCUCACGAACGUAUUUCAGGGUCUCCUAUUCUCUAAAAAUGAGUGUUUGAAGACCCCGAUAGAUUUUAUUCGCUUAUGGAUUCACGAAACAGAACGUGUUUAUGCUGACAAAUUAGUUGACUCUACAGACCAAACAGUAUUCAAUAAACUAAUCCGUGACUUUGUUGUCAAGCAAUUCACAGACGUGACUAUUGAGGAAGAUGUCAUAUUUGCGGAACCUCUCCUUUACUGUCAUUUCAUUCAAGGAUUUGGUGAUCCUCGCUAUCUUCCCGUUGAAUCGAAAACAAGUCUUGCGAAACUUCUCGAUGAUGCUUUAAAUAAUUAUAAUGAGAUGAAUGCGGCAAUGCAUUUAGCUUUGUUUGAAGAUGCUAUUCAGCAUAUUCUACGAAUUGAUCGCAUUCUAGAAUCUCCAAGAGGAAAUGCUCUACUUAUUGGAAUAGGUGGUUCUGGAAAGCAGUCCCUUUCUCGUCUUGCUGCUUUCAUAAGUUCUCUUGAAGUCUUCCAAAUUGUGGCUAAGAAAGGCUAUUCAGUCAGCGAUCUAAAAGCUGAUUUAGCUCUUCUCUAUCGUAAAUCUGGGCUUAAAAAUGUAGGCACUGUCCUCCUUCUAACUGAUGCCCAAAUUCUAGACGAAAAGUUCCUCGUUGUGAUUAAUGACCUCUUGGCUUCCGGAGAUAUUCCCGAUCUUUUUGCAGACGAUGAGAUGGAAGAGAUUAUUUCUGCUGUUCAAUCUGAGACUAAAGCAGCAGGUAUUCUGAAUACUCGAGAGAAUUGUUGGCAAUUCUUUAUUAACAAAGUUAGACGAAACCUUAAGGUGGUUCUCUGUUUCUCUCCCGUUGGUCCGAAGCUUCGAAUUCGUUCCAGACGUUUCCCAGCUCUUGUGAACUGUACUAGCAUUGACUGGUUCCAUGAAUGGCCUGAAGAGGCUUUACUUUCUGUUGCGAAACUAUUUGUUUCUGAAAUUGAGUUGCUUGAUCCUUCAUUACAUGAGCCAGUAUCAACAUUCAUGUCGCACAUACAUCGGACAGUGAAUGAUAUCAGCAAGGACUACUUAGCUAAUGAGAGACGCUACAACUAUACCACUCCAAAGUCAUUCCUCGAGCAGAUUCAUCUCUAUAAAAGUAUGUUAAAUAAACGAGAUCAAGAGAUAAAGGGCAAAAUAACACGCUUAGAGAACGGUCUUGAGAAGUUAGGAAGUACCGCCCAGCAAGUUGAUGAUCUGAAAGCAAGACUCGCCAGCCAGGAAGUUGAGUUAGGUCAAAAAAAUGAAGAUGCCAACAAGCUCUUAGCCAUCGUCAGUGCAGAGACUGAUAAAGUGGUUGCUGAAAAGGCUGUAGCCGAUGAAGAAGAGAAAAGAGUGGCAAAGAUUCGCGCAGAAGUUUCUGUAAAGCAGCGAGAAUGUGAGGCAGAUUUAGCGAAAGCCGAACCAGCUCUUCUAGCAGCCCAAGAAGCUUUAAAUACUUUGAAUAAGAAUAAUCUCACAGAAAUGAAAUCAUUUGGAACACCACCACCGGCCGUUGUAAAAGUUGUAGCUGCAGUUUCCUGCCUCUUGGCCCCUCGAGGAAAAGUUCCCAAAGAUCGAAGUUGGAAGGCUGCUAAAGCUGGAAUGAUGGGAAAGAUAGACCAAUUUCUUGAUAAUUUAAUUAACUACGACAAGGAAAACAUGCACGAAAACUCUCUUAAGGCUGUUGCGGAAUAUCUUAAAGAUCCCGAAUUUGACCCGAAAUUUGUUCGCAGUAAAUCACUGGCUGCCGCUGGGCUUUGUUCUUGGGUUAUAAAUAUUGUAAAAUUUCAUGAAGUUUUUUGUGUCGUUAAGCCUAAACGAGAUGCCCUAGAUGAAGCUAACAAGGAGCUCCAAAGUGCCACAGAUGCACUUAUUGGAAUCCGAGAAAAGAUAGCGCAAUUGGAAGACAAGUUAGCUGAACUAACGGCCAAUUUUGAAAACGCGAAAGUUGAAAAACAGAAAUGCCAAGACGAAGCAGAUAACACGAAAAGGACUAUUGAUUUGGCUAAUCGUCUCGUAGGUGGACUCGCCUCCGAAAAGCUCCGUUGGUCGCAACAAAUUGAGGAACACAAGGCUCACGCCUCGUGUCUUCCUGGGGAUGUUCUUAUAACAGCAGCAUUUCUGUCCUAUCUCGGUUACUUUACUAAAAAAUAUCGGUCUCAUUUGUUGGAAAAAUUAUGGAAGCCGUGCUUAGAUUCCCUUCAGCCUACAAUUCCAAUCACUGCUAAUCUUGAUCCACUAACUUUAUUAGUUGAUGAUGCUCUGGUAGCUAAAUGGAACAAUGAGGGUCUGCCAAGUGAUCAAUUCUCGGUUGAAAAUGCUGCCAUCGUAAUCGCUGCUGAAAGAUGGCCACUUAUUGUCGAUCCUCAACUUCAGGGCUUAAAAUGGAUCAAAACACGCUAUGGAGAAGAUCUAAAGUCCAUUCGUUUGGGUCAGAAGGGAUACCUAGAUUUAAUUGAACGUGCAGUUUCUAUUGGCGAAACUGUACUAAUUGAAAAUAUUGAUUUAGCUAUCGAUCCAAUCCUUGAACCUCUAAUUAGUAGGAAUACAAUCAAACGAGGAACAGCAAUUCGGUUGGGAGGAAAGGAAAUAGAUUAUAAUCCAAACUUUAAGCUAAUUUUGCAAACUAAAUUAUCGAAUCCUCACUAUGCACCCGAGUUGCAGGCUCAAACCACCUUGAUUAAUUUUACAGUUACUCGUGAUGGUCUUGAGGAUCAAUUGCUGGCAAAUAUUGUACGUAUAGAAAGGCCCGACUUAGAGACUUUGAGAUCAGACCUUACUAGGCAGCAGAAUGAAUUCAAAAUUACCUUGAAAACCCUCGAGGAUGCUCUCUUGGCCAAAUUAUCGGAAGCUGAGGGCAAUUUCCUGGGUGAUUAUGCUUUGGUUGAGAAUCUUGAGACUAAUAAACGAACUGCUGCUGAAAUUCAAGAUAAAGUUGUGCAAGCAAAGGUAACGGAAGAGCAGAUAAACACAGCGCGAGAAAUCUACCGACCUGCUUGUGUCCGAGCUGCAAUGCUCUAUUUCAUCAUUAGUGAUUUGAGCAAAAUCAAUCCAAUGUACCAGUUUUCUCUCAAAGCGUUUGGUUUUGUCUUUGAUACUGCUAUGAAUCGCGCUAAUUCAUCUGACGACGUCAAAGUUCGUGUCAGAAAUAUCAUCGACUCAGUGACGUAUUCUGUAUACAUCUACACAUCUAGAGGUCUUUUUGAAAAGGAUAAACUUCUUUUUACAGCUCAGGUUGCUUUUCGAAUCUGCCAAGCUCGAGGAGAAGUAGACUUUCAAGAGUUGGAUUACCUCCUGCGUUUUCCCAUAACACCGAAUGUGACUAGUCCAGUCGAUUUCAUCACAAAUAUUGGCUGGGGUGCAAUCAAGUCUUUAACAACCUUGGAAACUUUUAGCAACCUUGACUCAGAUAUCGAAGGAUCUGCUAAACGUUGGAAGAAGAUUGUAGAUAGCGAAAAGCCAGAAAAUGAACAACUUCCGCAGGAUUGGAAGAAUAAGUCGAAUUUGCAACGCCUGUGCAUUCUUCGUGCAUUAAGACCAGAUCGAAUGCUUCAUGCAGUAAGAAAUUUUGUUUCCGCAAAUCUUGGCAAAGUUUAUAUUGAGGGAAGCAGCCUGCCCUUUGCCGAAUCUUUUAAGGAGUCGGGACCAGCAACACCGAUUUUCUUCAUCCUUUCACCAGGUGUGGACCCGUUGAAGGACGUUGAAGCUCUUGGAAGACAGUUGGGCUUCACAAGCGAAAAAAGAAAUUUCCACAACAUCUCUCUAGGCCAGGGUCAGGAGGUUAUUGCUGAAGAAGCUAUGCAACUGUCAGCCAGAGAAGGACACUGGAUUAUUCUUCAAAAUGUUCAUCUUGUUGCGAAAUGGCUUCCAACUUUUGAGAAGCAUUUAGAAGAGUUAAUGGAGGGGGCGCACAAAGAUUAUCGGGUAUUCAUAAGUGCUGAACCUGACAAUUCACCGGAAUCUCAUGUUAUUCCACAAGGAGUGCUAGAGAACUCCAUUAAGAUUACAAAUGAACCUCCAACUGGUAUGCUGGCAAAUAUUCACAGGGCUCUUGGAAAUAUCUCCCAAGUAACUCUGGAGAUGUGUACUAAGAAGAAUGAAUUCAAAAUGAUCCUAUUUACUCUCUGCUACUUUCAUGCUGCAGUUUGUGAACGGAGGAAGUUCGGCCCGCAGGGGUGGAAUCGCAUCUACCCCUUCAACAAUGGUGACUUGACUAUCAGUAUCGAUGUAUUGUACAAUUAUCUUGAGGUAAAUAAUGAGGUCCCUUGGGAAGGGCUUCGUUACUUAUUUGGUGACAUAAUGUAUGGUGGGCAUAUAACUGAUGACUGGGACCGACGACUCUGUAAGACUUAUUUGGAAGACUAUUUAGCCAAAAGUAUGUUAGAUGGAGAUCACCUCUUAGCGCCAGGAUUUAAAGUUCCUCCAAAUUCAGACUUGCAUGGCUAUCAUAAGUAUGUGGAUGAAAAACUUCCUCCAGAAUCACCCUAUCUCUAUGGCAUGCAUCCAAAUGCUGAGAUUGGUACUCUAACAGUCGAGUCCGAAAAGCUCUUCAGUCGACUACUUGAUAUGAUGCCUAGAGAAGGUGCUGAGGGAGAUCAAGAAGGAAGCACCGCAGAGAGCAAGGUUCAAGCAAUUCUUGAUGAUUUUCUUGGAAGACUUCCGGAGCUUUUUAACAUGCAAGAUAUUCAAUCUCGAGUUCCGCCUGAAGAAAGAACACCAUUUGCAGUUGUUGCUCUUCAAGAAUGUCAUCGUAUGAAUAUUUUAAUCAGGGAGAUUUCACGCUCUCUUAAAGAGCUGUCCCUAGGAUUGAAAGGUGAGUUAACCAUCAGUGCUGAAAUGGACGUUCUGCAGAGUGCUUUGUUCUUUGAUACAGUUCCGAAUUCUUGGACAGCUAAGGCUUAUCCCAGCCUUUAUUCUCUUGGACUCUGGUAUGCGGAUUUGAUUGUUCGUGCCAGAGAACUUGAGAUAUGGGUGACUGACUUUUCAUCUCUACCGAGUGCUAUUUGGCUUGGUGGAUUAUUUAAUCCACAGUCCUUCCUUACUGCUAUAAUGCAACAAAUGGCAAGGAAGAAUGAAUGGCCGUUGGAUAGAAUGACGUUGAGUGUGGAAGUAACGAGAAAGCUACUUCGAGAAGAAUUAACUGGACCCCCUAGAGAUGGAGCUUAUGUCCAUGCGUUGUAUGUAGAAGGGGCUAGGUGGGACAUCCAAGCUGGCAUUUUAGCAGAAUCGAAACCAAGAGAGUUGGUCGCUGCCCUACCGAUUGCAUUAAUCAAAGCGGUGCCUGUAGACAAAGCAAACAUUCGAGGAACUUACGCCUGUCCUGUCUAUAAAACAAAAAGUCGAGGACCCACUUACGUAUGGACAUUUAAUCUGGCAACGAAAGCGAGACCUGCGAAAUGGGUGCUUGGCGGUGUGGCUAUCAUCCUUCAAGUUUAA
Rodentolepis nana is the source of this 9759-nucleotide messenger RNA. The record is from the annotation of a GenBank genome assembly. Lineage: Eukaryota; Metazoa; Platyhelminthes; Cestoda; Cyclophyllidea; Hymenolepididae.